This is a messenger RNA of Juglans regia (Persian walnut), 2023 nucleotides long. RefSeq names its product probable protein phosphatase 2C 27. Gene Ontology annotation, biological process: protein dephosphorylation. Gene Ontology annotation, molecular function: cation binding; protein serine/threonine phosphatase activity. NCBI's taxonomy places the organism in Eukaryota, Viridiplantae, Streptophyta, Magnoliopsida, Fagales, Juglandaceae. The record is from RefSeq and is a predicted model, not a curated record. The transcript has 5 exons. The coding region runs from base 553 to 1710 and encodes 385 amino acids.
UCUGUGGCCCUCUUCUGGUGUUUCUUCGAUUAUUCGACCGCGAAAGAGAAAGGCAUAUGCAUCAGGAUCGUCAUCGUCUUUUGUUCUGUGGCGUGUUCGAGAUUUGGGGAUCAGUGGGAAGCUUGGAAAUUUUAAAUUUGAGGGUUGCUUUCUAUACUUUCGUGUUUGUCUCCGACUCUUUUUCUUUUACCUUCAAGGAACUAUAAACUUCAAAAAUCAGAUAGGGUAGACUUGGGAAUUUCUUUAAGCGUUUACUUUGCUUGGUAUAUAUUCUUCUUUCUGCUUUUGUUAGAUAACUUAAAGGAAUUCUGUACCUCGUGGAGUGAAGUUUGCAAAUUUUGGCUGCUUGUGAAGCUUCCAUUUGGAUAGAUUCAAAUAUUUUGAGCUGUUUACUCUUGGAUUCUGUUGCCACAAAGCAAUUUUGAAGUGUGUUUUGCUUUGACCCUCCUUAAACUUGAGUUAUUUAGGGGAAUCUUGCAAAGCGGUUGUUUGGUUGAGUUAAGCCUUAAGGCAUAAGGUAUUGAGUUGAGGUAAUUAGAUUUGUAUGGGAUCAUGGCUGCGAGUAUGGAUUUUUCGCCUCUGUUUGUUAUAUUAGAAGGUGGUCAAAAUAAUAAGGAUAAUGUAUCAACUGUGGAAGAUCAGACCUCAGAGAAUAAUUUGAAACAAAUAACAAAUUGGAAACCUCCGCGGCAUCUUUCGGUUACGUGUCAUAGCAUGAGCUCUAAGAGGCUGCUGGCCACAGCUGAGUUGGAUUUGGAUGUCAGUAUUGUUGCCGGUAAAUCACUUUGUGAUGAAAAGUCAGAUUUCUUACCCGUGUUCCGCUCAGGAAGUUGUGCAGAAAGAGGUCCUAAACAGUACAUGGAAGAUGAACACAUAUGUAUAGAUAAUCUUAUUGAACAUCUAGGGGCAACUGCAGACUUCCCUUCUCCUGGGGCUUUCUAUGGGGUGUUUGAUGGCCAUGGAGGUACAGAUGCAGCAUCAUUUAUCAGAGAUAACAUCCUUAGAUUCAUAGUUGAGGACUCCCAAUUUUCAAUUUGUGUGGAGAAGGCAAUUAAAAGCGCUUUUGUGAAAGCUGAUUAUGCAUUUUCUGACGCUGGUUCUCUUGAUAUCUCCUCUGGCACCACUGCUCUAACUGCCCUUAUUUUUGGCAGGACAAUGAUAAUUGCAAAUGCUGGGGAUUGCCGUGCAGUGUUAGGGAGGAGAGGUAGAGCGAUUGAGAUGUCAAAAGACCAUAAACCCAAUUGCACAUCUGAAAGAAUUAGAAUUGAGAAACUCGGUGGUGUCAUUUAUGAUGGCUACCUCAAUGGUCAAUUAUCUGUGGCACGUGCAUUAGGAGAUUGGCACAUGAAAGGCCCCAAAGGUGCUACCUACCCUUUAAGUGCAGAGCCAGAGUUGCAGGAGACACACCUGACUGAGGAUGAUGAGUUCUUGAUAAUGGGCUGCGAUGGCUUAUGGGAUGUAAUGAGCAGCCAAUGUGCUGUGACUAUGGCAAGGAAAGAAUUGAUGCUCCACAAUGACCCUGAAAGAUGCUCAAGAGAGCUGGUCAGAGAGGCACUCAAACGCAACACAUGUGAUAAUUUAACAGUUAUUGUGGUUUGCUUUUCAUCAGACCCUCCCCCUCGGAUAGAGAUACCUCAAUCCCGAGUUAUGAGGAGUAUAUCAGCAGAAGGCCUGAAUUUACUCAAGGGUGUAUUGGACUGUAAUUCAUGAGAACGAAGUGGAAUGCUUAUAAGAUGGAUGUACAUAUAUUGAGGUGACAAUCGGUUCAGGGCAUUUUAGCCCCCAAGCUGCUGCCACCGCCAUUUUACUUGUGCUGCUGCCACUAUCUUUGUUGUAGCUGUUGCUAUUGUUAUUCCCUUUCCACGGCUGACAUUCAGUCUCAUUCAUAGAAAUAAAAUUAUGUAGGAUUUGACUAACUUUUUGUUUGAGUUCUAAACCCUGUACAUCCCAAGAUAGUUGUGUUGUACCAAUUGGAAGAUUCAUUCUAUAUGUUAUUCUAAUCAGAAAAAUUCAUUGUUUCUCU